AAAGGUACUUCAUCAAAGUGUCCUAAGCAUCUUGGGAGAGCGCUUGCACAACGCUGUUUAUCUCCGACGAUUUUGUGCUAUUCAGUAUCGAAACAACGGUCUGCAAUGUCAGGUUCAACCCUGCGCGAAUGCCAGCGUAUUGGUGCGAUGUCGGCAACAGAAUCACCUGAGCUUCCUCGACAUUUGGACCAUGAGGUGUGCUGUCCAGCGCGAUUCCUAGCAGGACCCCUAUUCGAACGCGAAAAACUUGAUGAAUUUGUAUCGAUAGAAGGAGCGGAAGUGUUGUCUGAGUUUCGGUCCGCAAAGAUACCGACUCGGAGAGAGUAUGUCUUUGACUUGUUCCCUCCGCUGAGACCGAGAGAGUUCUCAAUUGCUAGUUCCAUCGAGAACAAUUCACCUCUGAGUUUCAUCCGCUCCAUCCCCGUGAAAUCCAUCUUUGUGUUGCUAUACGUAGUUCCUGAACUCAUAUCAUCUCCAGGAGAUACCCUUCGUAUCGGUCUCAGAAAGGGCUUCAUUUCACUUCCUACGGAUCCAAACACACCAGUGAUACUACUUUUAUACUUCGGUUGCCGUUUUGCACACAAGGAUCAGCAUUAUCACGCGGAAUGGGAAUCUCAUGCGGAAGAACGAAAACUGCGGUACUGCGUUGCGUGUUCUCGUGAUGGACCAGAGGGCGUCAAACGGACGUAUGUGCAAGAUCUGAUGAAAGAGGAUGCACAGUAUAUUUGGACAAUGCUGGGGCAGCAACGAGGCAUCCUUAUCAUUUCAGGUUCUUCGAACAAAAUGCCUACUGCCGUCCGUGAAGCUGUGCGAGGUGCAGUAGAGAGGUUUGGAGGAAAGUCAAAUGCCGAGGCUGUGGAGUAUGUUGCUGCAAUGGAGAGGGAGGGAAGGUUGAUUGAGGAAUGUUGGAGCUGAGAACAUUCGAAACUAAUUUCGCAAUUUCCGUUGGUCGCAUCAAACGCCUGUGAUCAUUGUUUAAGUUGUUCUUCGAACAAAUGCCCAUGUACAGCCUUGACAAUCAUCCGAUGGUAACCCUCAAAUCUCAUGUAAAAGCUCUGCGACUAUAAGUCACAGCAAGUGAUAUCGUGAUUGAGACCAUUGGGCGUAAGCACGUCCGAACUCCCGAGCGGUAUACAGCUGCGUGACCUCAGGAGCAACUGAAAAGCAUCACUAAUGUUCCUGGCAUCCGCAAGCGCAUCGGAGAUGAUGUAGUG
Messenger RNA from Suillus discolor, 1214 nucleotides. RefSeq lists its product as uncharacterized. The coding region runs from base 106 to 915 and encodes 269 amino acids. The transcript has 8 exons. Lineage: Eukaryota; Fungi; Basidiomycota; Agaricomycetes; Boletales; Suillaceae. The record is from RefSeq and is a predicted model, not a curated record. Gene Ontology annotation, molecular function: flavin adenine dinucleotide binding; oxidoreductase activity; FMN binding. Gene Ontology annotation, cellular component: cytosol.